Molecule: messenger RNA, 2374 nt
Organism: Gekko japonicus
Lineage: Eukaryota; Metazoa; Chordata; Lepidosauria; Squamata; Gekkonidae
Gene: REXO5
Product: putative RNA exonuclease NEF-sp
Exons: 19
Coding region: 1-2256 (751 amino acids)
Cellular component (GO): nucleus
Molecular function (GO): exonuclease activity; RNA binding
Source: RefSeq, a predicted model, not a curated record
AUGGCUGCAGCAAUCCAAGCCAUUAAAAGCAAAAGACCACGUGAAGAUGACAGAAUUGUGGAAGAACUUCCCCAGGAGCCCAGAAAGAAAAGAAAACUUGCGGAAGAGGACGCUUGUCAAAACCGGCACAAAGCUAUGGAGAAGAAACCUCACUUGUCAACUGAAGCCUUUGGAGAAGAUUGCGAAAUCAGCUAUGACCAACUGCAUGAAUUCCUGAAAUAUGCUGCCUUGGGGAAAGGCCAAAAUGCUGCUAAGCCCAGGUGGUGCUAUAUUCAUCACCAAAGGCAUCUGACUGGUACGGUAGUGGUGGUUCUCCAUGAACUGAGCCAGCUCCACUUCUACAGGUUUUACGUGCAGUUCAAGCAUCUCCGCAGAACCUUCAGGCAUCGCUUCUCUUUGCCAGGAGCAAAUGACAAUCCACCGCUCAGCAGAGAAGAACUGAAGAAAGAUCCAGUAAUUCAGAAAUACGGAGAAGAAAGGCGUGGGCUGUCCAGUUACAUUCUAACCCCAGAAGAGAUGCGUCGCUACAACUACCCUCUAGAAGGGUCCAGUGACUGCAGCCAUUUUGUUUCCAUCUGUCGCAGCAUCGCACCUUCAGAUGACAGCCCCCUUUUCGGUCUGGACUGUGAAAUGUGCUUCACCGAUAAAGGAUCCGAACUCACGCGAGUCUCGGUGGUGGAUGGCAGCGGCCAGUGCAUUAUGGAUGAGCUUGUAAAGCCCUCGUCGCCAAUACAGAAUUACCUUACAAGGUACUCCGGCAUCACAGAGAAGCUGCUUUGUUCCGUCACCACCAGGCUUGCUGACGUCCAGGCCCGGCUGAAGAGUCUGCUUCCUCCCGACGCUGUUUUAGUGGGUCAUUCUCUAAAUUUUGACCUCCGAGCUUUAGAAAUGAUACAUCCCAAUGUGAUUGACACGUCACUCCUUUUUACCCGGAAGGGAGGCAAAAGAUUCAGGCUGAAAUUCUUAGCAGAAGCAGUUUUAAGGAAAGACAUCCAGCGCACAGACCAAGAGGGUCACGAUCCAACGGAAGACGCCACAUGCGCCCUCCAACUGGCCCAGUUUUUCAUGGGCCAGGGACCGAGAAAGGUAGCAGAGCUGAACCUGGAAGCCCGCUGGCUGGAACAGAACCAAGCAGGCGACUCAAAGAAGCACUCCUUGCCAGAGCUGAGGAAUGGGGUCCCAAAGCAGGCGAGGACACCCGUCCAGCGCCUUCUCGACGCCUUGCAGUCUCUCAGUCAAAAGAGGCUGCUUCUGGGAGGGCAGAGUGGCGCUUCUCCCAACAGCAACCAACACAAGCAGAUUCUCCAGCAAGCUUUGGAAGAGAUCUCCAGGUCGUCUUUCAGCAUCGUUCAGUUUCCUUCGGAUCCACGGCACCUGAACCCCCACCUCGCUGCACACCUCAGAACAAACCUGCGGACUAAACUGGACGGCAUGCUGACGGUUUAUGCCGGCCCGUUCAGAAAGGGCUGGUGCUUGAAGGCUUUGAAGAGAACCUUUGAGAGCUACGGACAUAUUCGGUCAAUCAGAGUCGUUACAGAAACCUCGAAGCCCCACAUCUGUGUCCAGUACGAAGUUCUAGAGGCAGCCCAACUUGCUAUAGAGAACCUGAAUGGAGCGGAAGUUGCGGGAUCCUAUAUUAAGGUGCAAAGACCCAUCACCGAAAUGACACUUGAUUGGGAGACCCUCCUGAGACAGCUGGAAAUGGAUGCAGACAAUGAAGGUGUGAUUUACGUGGCAGGACUGGAGGAGACCGACGGCGAGGCAGAUUUGCAAGAGCAGCUGGAUUUCCUGAAAGAUCUGAAGUCAGUGUUCCGGCCAAGGGAUCCCGGGAGCGGAAGACAGAGAAAUUACUGUUUCCUCAAAUUUCCGACAGUGGAAAGUGCCUCCGUGGCCCUACAAACCAUCCAGGGGCAGACCGCCAGAGGUGGAAAAUUGCACAGCAGGGUUGCUGUGACGCCCCCACAUCUCCACCGGUGGGUCUGCCGAGAGAAUCAAAACGGCGGAUGUCCUGCCACUCCACAGCUGCCGCACGAGGCUGGCCGCCAACCGAAGGAACAGCUGUUUGCUUUGGAGCAAGACUUAAAGAGUGCGAUGAAGGCGUGCGACCGCUGGAUCAGAAAGCUCUACAGAGGCCUGCCGAACCACACGCUCUGUGCCAUCCUGUUUCCAGGAACUGACCGUGCCUCCGUGUCUCUCCCGGGCUUCUGCCUCCUGGCAAUCAAAGACGACAACAGCCCCGCACCUGCCUCCCAUUAGCCCAUCUGGUUGGAUCCCACCCCAGUUCCGCAGACGGAGAUGUGGCGAUUCCUUGUUUAUAUGUGUGUGCGGCUGUGAUAGACUAGAGUGGUCUAUCUGGAGUGAAACAAACGUAUAU